AUGAAAACCAUCACCAUUGACCGCAACAAACGGCUUCGGCAAGAGGCCAGCCUCGGGCACAACCGAUGGCACCCCGACAUCCCGCCCAUCUUAGAGGCGGAUCCUGGUGAGGAGGUGGUGCUGGAAACCCGCGAUGCCUCCGAUAGCCAAAUCGUCCCCACCAUGACCUCUGCCGACUUGGGCGGCCUGGACGCCAAGGUCGGCCACCCUCUCACCGGCCCGGUCUACGUCAAGGGCGCAGAGCCCGGCGACCUGCUGGAAAUCGAAUACCUGGACAUCGUGGCGCAGCCCCGCGGCUGGACUCGCAACCGCCCCGGCGCUGGCUUCCUGCGUGAUGUCUUCACCGAGCCUUACCUGGUCCACUGGAAUAUCUCCGAUGGCUGGGCGACCUCCGAGCAAAUUCCGGGCGUGCGCAUCCCGGAUGGGUCAUUUAUGGGCACUGCCGGGCUGGCUCCAUCGCACACCCAGCUGGUGGCCUGGGCCGAGCGCGAGGCGGAUUGGGUGCGGCGCGGCGGGCAGGCGGCGCCCCCGGACCCGGAGGAUGCCGUUCCCGCUGGUGGCACGAUCGCCAACGAAGGUCUCCGCACGAUUCCACCCCGCGAAAACUGCGGCAACGUAGAUGCCAAACAGCUCACCAAAGGCUCGCGCCUGUUCGUCCCGGUGGCGGUGGAUGGUGGCCUGUAUUCCGCCGGCGACGGCCAUUUCGCCCAAGGCGAUGGUGAGGUGUGCAUCACCGCGAUCGAGAUGGGCGCCACCGCCGCGGUGCGUUUCGUCGUGCACAAAGGCGAGGCCGCAAGACAUAACAUGACACGUUUCCAAGGUUCGCCCAUCCCGACUAUUUCCUGCCUCCAGAAUGGGCGGCGCCCCGCAACUUCAUCGCCACGAUGGGUUUCCCAAUUCGGGCCGAUGGGACUCAGGAAGGGGAAGGAAGCCUGUCGCUGGCGGCCCGGAACGCCCUGCUCAACAUGA
Messenger RNA from Geodia barretti, 969 nucleotides. NCBI's taxonomy places the organism in Eukaryota, Metazoa, Porifera, Demospongiae, Tetractinellida, Geodiidae. The record is from the annotation of a GenBank genome assembly.